AUGGCGGACUCUCUUCUCCCCUCCAUCGCCACCUUUCAUACCACCAAGAUUAUCAUCACAAAUCCCACUAAAUUUUCCUUCAUUGGAUCGAUCCCUAAUACCAUGCUUGCCUGUGUGUCUGAAGCAAGAAAUGUUCUUCAACAAUACAGGAAACUUCCUUCUUCUGGUCCAAGGGAACUCACACCAGCCAUGGUUCGCUCCAUUGAAGAGGCUGAUAAGCCAGCAAAGAGGGGAAAGAGAAUCGAAACUCAAAAGGAGGGGAAUGUCACUAAACCAACCAAGGGUCAAACCCCCAAGAAGCGAAAAUCAGACAAGGGUGCUCCUUCACAGCCUAAGAAGAAGCAACAGAAGAAGCCCGCUCGGAGACUCAUACUCCAAUCUUCAAGCGAUUUAGACUCAGAGUAUGUUCCUCCCAAAAACAAAUCUACUGCUCCUUCAAAAUCUGACAGCGAAAGUUCUGAUGAGGAGGCUUUGGGUCGUGGUGAUACCCCGCCUCGCUCACCUACCCCAGAAAUGCUUGUUCACUCCCGACCCCCUUCACCUCCACUCGUUUCUGUACCAAUCUCCAUCCCUCCAGUUUUUCCCAUCUCUACCUCUCAACCAUCAACCUCAAUUCCCAUUCCUGAUCCAAUCUUCACGGAAACUACCACUACCACGACCACUAAGAGGGUUCAUUCUUUAGCACCCAAACCACCAUUUACAACCGAACCACCAGUUACAACCGAACCUCCCGUCACUACAAAACCCUUGUCACCUACCCAAUCCACUGACUCCACUCCAGUUCUUGGCGGUGAGGACUUGGAAUUUGAUUCCACUUAUUUUAGUCCUUACCGUGUACAAAGUGAUGAAGACAAAGAGGCUCCUAUAACCAAGCGCCAUCUCAAAGCAAUCACUGACAAACUUGAUCAGUUGCUUUCCUCCUCUUCAACCGGUGCUUAUUCUGACGCUGCUUUAAAGGAUUUGUUCUCCACUGUUGUCCAAGAACACAAUGCCUCCCUUACUGCUGCAGCUAAGGCUAUAGACGCCUCCACUUCCCAAUGCCAGAAGGCCUCCCUUGCUGUUGAGGCUUCCACAAAGGAGUGUAAAGAAGCGACCGAAAAAGUGGCUGCUCAGAAGAACUCUCAAACUGUGAACGCUUCGGUUGAUAACCUUCAGCGCUCUCUUCAAGCUGAACGGUCCAACCUUGAAGCUGUACGACAAGCAAUCGAAGCUGCCAAUGCCACUCUGCAUGAUAAUGUCAAUGAUCGCUUGACUCAACUGGAGGCAGAGUUGGCUGUGGAAAAUCGUAUCAUGGAUGAGCUCGACAAAAGAACCUCUCAGCUUAAGAUGCAGAACCUCAAGCUUCGCACUGCCACAGUUGAGCUCAAUGAUUUGAAAUCUGAGAGGGAGCCGAAACAAGGGGGAGAGAAGGUAGCCAAAACCCAACCUCCUCCUGAACCAAAACCAACUGCUGAACCGAAGGAUAAUGAAGCUUUGGUCAGUAAUAGAGACAAGAAGAAGAAGAAAUUUGGGGAGGAUGACAUUGAUAAUGAAGAAGAUGUUUAUGAAAAGGAUCCUGCUAAGCCUUUUCAGAAAACAAAAUCUUCUGAUAAAGAGCUUGAAGAAAAGUUUAAGAAACAAACGGCUAGCUAG
Lactuca sativa (garden lettuce) is the source of this 1632-nucleotide messenger RNA. The record is from RefSeq and is a predicted model, not a curated record. Lineage: Eukaryota; Viridiplantae; Streptophyta; Magnoliopsida; Asterales; Asteraceae.